This is a messenger RNA of Penicillium robsamsonii, 972 nucleotides long. RefSeq lists its product as uncharacterized. The transcript has 2 exons. The record is from RefSeq and is a predicted model, not a curated record. NCBI's taxonomy places the organism in Eukaryota, Fungi, Ascomycota, Eurotiomycetes, Eurotiales, Aspergillaceae. Gene Ontology annotation, molecular function: SNAP receptor activity. Gene Ontology annotation, cellular component: endoplasmic reticulum; SNARE complex. Gene Ontology annotation, biological process: retrograde vesicle-mediated transport, Golgi to endoplasmic reticulum. Bases 1 to 972 code for a protein of 323 amino acids.
AUGACGGUAACCGCAUUCCCCUCUGAGGGCUCUCCAGAUCUCGCUCUUCUCAACGUCGCCCGCCUGUUCACCAGACUCGAGCACAAUCUCCUCUCCCCGGGGACAGAUCGACGCUCACUCCAACAAUCAGAAUACCAGCGUAUGCGCGUGAACAAGAACGUCGAAUACGCCCGCUCACUCCUUACUCAACUCGAGCGCUCCCUCCCACAAAUCAAACCACUCGACCGCAAACAUGAAGCCCAAGCCGAGAUCGCGCGCGACAAACAGCUCUUGAAACGUAUACAGACCCUUCUCGACGAGGAAGACACCAAAGCCGAAGCAAAGGAAGAUGAAGACGACGAGACCGACGACGAUGACGAAUGGAAGGAGCUAUUCUCCAAGCCCAUCGCCGAGAAAUCUAUCUCGCCUGUAUCCCAACCCAAAGACCAACAGAAACAAACUCAGCCAUUAGAUUCGCAACGAGAAGGAAAGGGAACGAGCGAAACGCAACAGACCACCAAUUCAUCCGUAACAGCAUCUACAACCCAAACACCAACCCCCUCAUCAACAAGCCAACCAACACCCCCAACCCUCCGCAAUCGCCGUAAAACCCCCGCACUGCCCACUGAAAAAGCAUCCGCGACUGGAAGCAAUACGACCAAGCUCGCUGGAACAGAAACUGAACUGAGUACCCACAGAAUGGAACAGGAAGAUCUAACCAGUUCUCUUCUGACGCUCGCUUCGCAAUUGAAAUCCUCAUCGCAGAGCUUCCAGUCGACGCUGGAGGGCGAGAAGUCUGCUUUGGACCGCGCGGUGUCGGGUAUCGAUCGCACGAGUACGACGAUGGAGGCGGCGGGCAAGAGGAUGGGGAUGUUGCGCAAAAUGACAGAGGGGAAGGGGCUGUGGGGACGGAUGAUGUUGUAUGCAUGGAUUUUCGGACUAUGGGUUGUUGCUAUUCUGAUUGUUUAUGUUGGGCCGAAGUUGAGGUUUUGA